GAACUUCUGAAUAUAUACCAAAUCAACUAAAGCAGAUUCGUGAUAAGGGAUAGCCAUUCGUGAUGCAUAUUUUGAAACUACCCUGGCUAAGUCACAAAGCUGAAAAUAAACUGAUCGAAUGCUUUUCAGUCAGUAUAAAUAAUGAUGGAACGAGACUAGCUUCGGGAGGAUUAGAUGGGAAUGUGAAGAUUUGGGACGUGCAAACAAUUCUACAGUUCAAAGAUAUACCGGAACCGGAGAGUAAGGAUAAAAAGAGAAAGUUAGAUUUGAAUAAUAAUCAACAUGCUUCUUUAUUACCGGAUAAAUCAUUGAGACGCCCGCUCUGCUCUAUGAGCCGACACAAUGGGGUUGUGACUAGUGUGAAGUUUUCACCAGAUGGAAGGUUUCUUGCAUCAGGCUCAGAUGAUAAAAUUGUGCUAAUAUGGGAAAAAGACGAAGAACAAGCAAACCGUCCUAAACAAUUCGGUGAAGCAGAAGCAGAUCUUGAACAUUGGACAGUAAGGAAAAGACUAGUGGCCCACGAUAAUGAUAUUCAGGAUAUUUGCUGGUCUCCGGAUGGGGCACUCUUGGUGACUGUUGGUUUAGACCGUUCAAUUAUUAUAUGGAAUGGUUUAACAUUUGAAAGAAUUAAACGGUAUGACAUACAUCAAUCCAUGGUCAAAGGUGUUGUAUUUGAUCCUGCAAACAAAUUCUUUGCCACUGCAUCUGAUGAUAGAACGGUUAGAAUUUUCCGUUACUAUAAGAAACUAAACGAAACCACCCUUAAUAAUUACGAAUUUCAAAUGGAACAUAUUGUGGUUGACCCUUUUAAAAAAUCCCCUUUAACUUCGUAUUUCAGAAGAAUGUCCUGGUCCCCCGAUGGUCAACAUGUUGCAGUUCCUAAUGCGACAAACGGACCAGUUUCUUCUGUUGCAGUUAUAAAUAGAGGGAAUUGGGGUACUGACAUUUCACUCAUUGGACAUGAAGCUCCUUGCGAGGUGUGCUCUUUCUCACCUCGUUUAUUCAGAUCGAACGAUCAAGUGGAAGAUUAUAAUCGUACGUCGAAAAUUUCUACUUCAAAUAAAGGUCAGAAUGAGCAUUUUUCAACUAUUUUAGCUACUGCUGGUCAGGAUCAGACUUUGGCCGUUUGGAGUACGUCACAAAGUAAACCAUUGAUUAUUGCGCAGGAUAUAGUCCAAAAUUCAAUUACAGAUAUCUGCUGGACUCCGAAUGGUACAACAUUAUUCAUGAGUUGCAUUGAUGGUUCUAUCACUUGUGUCAUUUUUGCUGAAAAAGAAUUAGGUGAAGUAGUAAGUGCAGAUGUGAAUGAUUUACAAUUACAUAGAUAUGGUGCUGAUAGAGAAUCUGCAAUUUUUGCAGAAAGUACCGAACAAUUACUAUUAGAACUGAAAGCCAAUAAACUAUUUAAACAUGAUAGUGCAAUGGAUAAUAAAUUGAUUUCAUUAGUUGGAAAUGGAUCUUCAAAAUUAGAAGAAUCCAAACCAGCUCCGAUUACGAAACCAGCGGUGGAACCAAAGGAGCCCAAUCGUACUUCUGCUCAUCAAGUUAAUUUACUUAAACCUAAAAAGACAGAAAAGCUUGUUCAAAAUGUCACCAAGACUAAAGAUGGGAGGAAAAAAGUUGCACCGAUGCUUGUUUCUAGCUUAUCGAAAACCUCAAAGCCAUCAGGGUUUGAUAAACCAGCAUUGAAUAAUACAUCAUUCAAAAAGAAUUUUCAAGUUACUUCUAAAAUUUCUCAAACUUCAUACUACUUACCAAGAUUAGGAGUGCAAACUUCUGUGCAUGGAAUCAAAUUUAGAUCUGUUGCUGGUGAUAUCAAUACAAAUAACAAAGAGAAUGCAGAAGAACAAGAUAACGAUAAUGAAGAUAUGGGAAUCGACCUUAAUAAUGAGCAAAAUCCAUCUCAACAAAGCCAGAAUAUUUCUGGAGCUACAUUGAAGAAAAAGAAGAACAAAUUGAAACGUUCAUUAAUGGAAGCAAGAUAUCCGAAUUGUUUUAAGAUCAUCUCUGAUUUGCCAGAAGCCCUUUUCAAUAAUAGGGCCAUUUUAAAUAAUGAAAUCAGUCAAUUGUUAAACCAAAAGGAUAUUAUGGCCAAUUCCAGUGCCAGUACAGAGAUUGACGAAGACAUUAUCUUUCAAGUACUCGUUAGUGGGAUUAAGCAUUUCAAAAAUCCGAAAUAUGAUUUUUCCCAAUCUGAUGAUAUUAAUGGAAAUGACAAUGUGAAAAAAACUGACCACUUGAUUACAUCUAUAAUUGAAGUGAGAAACGGUCCUAAUUGGAGCGAAGAUGACGAUGAAAUGCCCGACACCGAUUAUAGCGACCGGAUUGAUUUCCAAGAUCCUACCACGGUGACUAUUUCAAACACUGAAUUAAAAGACUUUAAGAAAUACACAUUGUACUUCCCAUACAAGAUUCAGCAUGUGUUACCGGUAGUAAUGGAAAACAUUCUUUCAUACUAUGUCUUAGUUUCAUUCAGUGGUACAGUGCAAAUAAUUCUUGCAGAAUCAGGUAGUUACGCCACUCCAGGCAUAGAAUUAGGAGAAAAUAUCAUUUUAUUAAAACAAAGAGGACCAUUCGUUAUGUGUUUGACUAAUUCUGGAUCCUUCCACUGUUGGAAGUUCCCCGAUAAUAAGUCAAAAACCGUUCGAUUUGAAAGUAUCAUGAAUGGAGUUUCAAUUGCAAGUGUCAUAAACUCCGAUAAUGACAUCAAAAUUCCCGAGACCAAUUCGGCAACGAAAAGGCCCACCUCUAUCGAAAUACCCAGUGUGGUGUCGAAGAAUGUCCGGACCAUUGAGAUCAAUCCUCGUGAUGGAUCUCCGUUUGUUGUUUUAGAGGCAGACUACUCUAUUUUUGCCUAUUCAAUUGAUCUAAUGGUAUGGACUCGUAUAAUUGACCCAUGGUAUUUUUCCGCCAUUGAAAACAGUUUGAUAAACAAACUCGACGGUACAAAGUUGGUGAAUACUUUAAUUAAAAAGAAUUUUGGCAAUUACCAUCAUGACGUUAAAAGAAUGAAAAUCGGAAAGUAUAAUUUUGCCAAUCCACAAACUUUUGAAUUAAAAGACAUCAUGAAAGGUAAGUUUGAAGAAUCAAUUGAACUAGCUACAGCAUAA
Messenger RNA from Hyphopichia burtonii NRRL Y-1933, 3110 nucleotides. It is a transcript of the gene HIR1, whose product is annotated as Hir1p. The record is from RefSeq and is a predicted model, not a curated record. The coding region runs from base 63 to 3110 and encodes 1015 amino acids. Gene Ontology annotation, biological process: regulation of DNA-templated transcription; chromatin remodeling; DNA-templated transcription. Gene Ontology annotation, cellular component: HIR complex; nucleus. The transcript has 2 exons. NCBI's taxonomy places the organism in Eukaryota, Fungi, Ascomycota, Pichiomycetes, Serinales, Debaryomycetaceae. Gene Ontology annotation, molecular function: protein binding; nucleosome binding.